AUGGUGUACAUUCGCCAGCACCAAUUACCGAACCUUAAAAAUUACAAAUAUGCCGGUGUCGACCAUUCUCUGAUCAGUACCUACAUCCUCAAGCCCUUCUACAGCAAAUGCGUGAUCCCUCUUUUCCCUAUGGGCAUGGCUCCCAAUGCCAUUACGCUCACCGGGUUCAUGUUUGUGGUGCUCAACUUUUUGACGAUGCUCUGGUAUAACCCAAAUCUGGACCAGGACUGUCCACCGUGGGUCUAUGCUAGCUAUGCGGUAGGACUGUUCCUGUACCAGACAUUCGAUGCGGUGGAUGGGAUGCAAGCGCGGAGAACGAAGCAGAGUGGACCACUAGGCGAGUUGUUUGACCACAGCGUUGAUGCGUGCAACACCGCACUUGGGGUUCUGAUCUUUGCUUCUGCCAUGAACUUUGGCCAAUCUUGGGCCACCUUCCUCACUCUCUUCGGCUCAACCAUGACAUUCUAUGUGCAAACCUGGGACGAGUACUAUACACAGGUUCUCACGCUGGGCGUGGUAUCUGGGCCCGUCGAGGGUCUUCUGACCCUGUGUACGGUGUAUGGAAUCACUGCCUACGUCGGCGGCGGUAGCUUCUGGCACGAACCGAUGCUGAAGACCAUUGGUGUAUCCAAGCCCAGCUUCAUGUCGCAGAAUGUAUACGAGAUGCCCUGGACGCAGUGGUACCUGGUGUACGGCGCUGUGAUUCUCUUCUUUGCCACUGGCUCCAGCAUUUACAAUGUCAUCAAGGUGCGCCGCCAGCGGGGACAGGACCCGUUCGUUCCGCUGUAUGGUCUACUCCCGCUGAUGGCCACCUGGACCCUCGUCCCACUUUACUUGUACCUCCAACCAGAGGUGCUUGCUCACUACACUGUGCCGUUCGGUCUCUUCGUCGGUCUGAUCAAUGCUUAUUCCGUGGGUCGCAUGAUUGUGGCCCACCUCACGCAGACUGCUUUCCCCUACUUCAACAUCUUGCUCUUGCCAUUGGCUAUCGCCGUUCUCGACAGCAUUGCCCCUCUUCUUGGAUUUUGGACUGUACCUGUCAUUCGCGAGGGGCCUUUCGUGUGGGCAAGUCUGGGGUUGGCUGUUGGUACCUAUGGCAGCUUUGUGCUCGACGUCAUCACAACAAUUUGUGAUUAUAUCGACAUCAACUGCUUGACUAUCAAGUACCCCUUCGUUGAGGGAGCCCAGCUGGGGAAGAAGACCAACUAA
This is a messenger RNA of Penicillium chermesinum, 1209 nucleotides long. RefSeq names its product aminoalcoholphosphotransferase. The transcript is spliced from 6 exons. Gene Ontology annotation, cellular component: membrane. Gene Ontology annotation, molecular function: phosphotransferase activity, for other substituted phosphate groups. NCBI's taxonomy places the organism in Eukaryota, Fungi, Ascomycota, Eurotiomycetes, Eurotiales, Aspergillaceae. Gene Ontology annotation, biological process: phospholipid biosynthetic process. The record is from RefSeq and is a predicted model, not a curated record. Bases 1 to 1209 code for a protein of 402 amino acids.